GGCAGCACCUGCCGGGUGACCAUUGCACCUGACAGCCAUGGAUUUCUUGCAACCUGCUGGUGCAGGGGAUGGACAAGCAGGCAAAUUAAAGAAAGUCUUCGAAAAGAUCGAUGCUGGCGAUCAGGAUGGAGUCCUUGAACUCCUGGAGACAGACUUUGGGGACGAUGCCAACGUGGCGGAUGAGACCGGGACCACGCCCCUGUUGCUGGCAGCCGCCUUGGGGAAGCAACAGAUCGUUCAGGCCCUCAUGGAGAAGAAGGCCGACCUCAUGGCUUCGGAUUUGGAGGGGGACAAUGUGCUCAUGAUGGCCAUCUCGCAGAACCAUCUGGACAUUGUCCAGAUCCUAUUGGCUGAGACGGAUCGUGUGGAUCCCGAUGUCCCGAACAAGAUCGGCCAAACGCCUUUGAUGAAGGCCGUCAGCAAAAACAACAUGGAGGCAGUACAAAAGCUCUUGGACUUGAAGGUGAACGUCAAUGCCACGUCACAGGUUGGCAAGACUGCUUUGAUGGAGGCUGUGGAGAAGAAACACAUGGAACUGGCAGACACGCUGUUGAAUGCUGGAGCAAACGCGUCCAUUGCUGACAGCAAAGGAAAGACCGUCCUGUUUCCGGCUGCCUUCCGAUGCGAUGCGGCGAUGCUGGGCAAACUGCUGGAUGCCAAAGCGGAUCCGGCGGCCAAAGCGCAGCGCGUGGGAACUGCUCUGAUGAUGGCGGUGGAAUCGCCUUGCUUCAAUCUGGAUGCAUUGAAAGUGCUGAUCGACCGCGGAUGCCCGGUGGAUGCGCCCAAUGAGGAUGGCGAAACCGUGGAGGCUGUUGGUGCCUUGCUGGCCGCUCGAGCGGAUCUGCGGAAGAAGAAGCAGGACAAGACAGUGAUAGACUUGGCCAAGGGCUAUCCAGCCAUGGAAAAGCUGCCUGGUUUGUACUGUGACGAUGUGGAGUUUCAAGUUGGACCAGAGGGUGAAAGCUUUUUCGGGCUAAAGGCCAUCUAUGCACGGGCCUCCGAGGUUUUCUCGAAGAUGUUUUUUGAGACCAGUUUUCGGGAACAGCAAGAAACCACACCGCGAGUGGUGGUGAAGAUAGAGGACAUCAUGCCUGCAGCCUUUCGGAUCAUGCACCGAUGGGUUUAUGACAUGGAUGUGACUUUGUCUUGGGACACCAUCUUUGGCGUACUCGACGCAGCUCGCAAGUAUAUGGUGGAGGACCUCGAAUUGACGUGUCGUCGUUGGAUAGCAUUGGAAGCGAGAGCAGCGACCGGUGCUGUCGGCCUAUUCUGUGCUGCCGCGGCGGGCCAGUGGAUUCCCUGGAGUGAAGCGCUGCGGGCACGGGUGCAGUCCUUUGGAGCAGCUGCAUUGGCUGCAUCUCCCGAGGCUGUGGGUCAGCUUCCAGCCGAUGCAUUGAUGUCGUUGUUGAGUAGCGAGGAUCUAUCUGUAGAAAAAGAAGAAGAAAUUUUCGACGCCGUACAGGCUUGGGCUGCUGCUGCAAGUGAGCGCGGCAAGGAACCGGCAGCAGCGUGGCAGAGAAUCACUGAAGCAGAUGUCAUUCAUUUUCAUUUGCUGGAGCAAAGGUUUUUCGCGGAGAAGGUGGUAUUGUUAGGCCGCUUGACACAGGAGCAGAGCCUUUCAGUCUUCGUCUCCAAAGCCAUGGGGAACUGCCGGGCUCGGCCAUCCAGCUUGAUGGCAAGGCUUCAGCUGAUUCUCCGUGAUUGCAGCUACGAGGACGCAACAUCCAUUAUUGACAACAUCAUCGAGCUCAGGCACGAGGACACAUACCCCAGAACUCUGGCCCAUUGUCUUGUACAGAAAGCUCUGGCAGACUAUGAGCACUGCAGUGAGUGGGUGAACAUGUGGACCGAACUUUGGGGUGGCCUCAGAGCGGCCGGUCUGCGUGACGAAUGUGCUCCCUGGCGGCAGCUGGUGUUGUGCAAUCUCAACGACUCCCGUAAGCUGGCGGUGCUACCCCUGAUGAAAGUGCUGGUGCGCAAAGCCGAAGAGUCAGCGCCACAGGGAGGCACCACCUGCGAUCCAGCCGCUGCCGUCGGGAUGGACAGUGAUGCUGACUACAAAGUGUGGCUAGAGAGUUGGCAACUCACCUUGAAAAGGUUGAGACCGUUCUUGAACCAUCCAGGCCUCGACACGAAAGGUGUGGCAUUUCACAAGCCCAUCAACCGCGUUCACACGUCUCAAGAGGCUCUUACGCCCUUGGCUGCGUGCCCCUUUGAUGCUGAUCGAAAGGAUCCACCACGCUCCAGUUCCAGGCAGGAGAAGAUAGCUCCCUGCUUGCGAGUCCAUCGUGGUCUAACAGGUAUUAGGGCCAGUCCCAGCUUGACGCAACGAGCUGAGGCCAGGCCUGAGAACCUCGAGAAGUCGAUGAUGUUAGGGCCGAGUGAAGGGCACAGCUUGUCGUCAUCGCCGAAACGUUUCGCGCAUUUCGGGAAUGUGGAUGGGCAAUUCUCAGAGGAGCCUGACGACCCAAGGGUGCUGGUGCCAGCACAUCGCAUUGGGGAUGCUCCAAAGAGAAAAGGUGAAGCACUGCCCAGCACCAGGCGUGCUAACAAUGCCUCCAGCCAGUCUGGCUUGAGACGUGCGCAAAAGCCAGCGCUUUCGGGCCACUCGUCGCUGCCUUCCCUCUCGGGGAAGCAAAUGAAGCUGCACACAGCGCCAGAGCUGCCUGGGCACGCUGGGCCGGCCACGGGAACGUCCUCGAAGUCCUUGCAAAAUGCAGGCCUUUUGCAGUUCAUGCUGCCAAGCUUUGGUUUUCCAGCCACAGUCGCUGAGGAGGCUGCCCUCGAAGAGCUCUUUGCACAGAUGCCGUUUAUGGAGGACCAGGCGCACCAAUUUCAGGAAGAUUCCUUCCAAAAGUACCAUCGUGGGUUCCAUCUUCAAUUUCAGGGGCAGCCGUCCAGACAGCCAGUGCCGGCGGCACCGGAAGCUCCUGAGGCCCCAGCCCAGGAACGGGUGGGCCCUGGCGGCCUCCAUCCCAGUGGCGGGCUGCCGGCGCAGGCAGCGCCUCAAGGAGCGCAGUGUGGCCAAUACGCGGCAUCCGCUGAGUUGCUUGACGUGGACGUCACUGUGCUCGCCUUUGCGCAAUGGGUGAUGGAACUGAAAAACAAAAGCUCCAAUUCCCAGAAGUCGCUGCAGAUUGAGCUGAACACCAUCAAAAAUGCCAUCAACGGCAACCACAGCGAUCUUGCCGACUUCAAGCGACAGGGAGCAGCGAUCCAGCAACACAUGCAGUCAGAGAUCAAUGAGAUUCGUGAAUCCUUGAGUUCGGUCUUCAUGGAAAUCACCGCUGCUGUGCGCAACAAUGCUGCCGCAGAUCAGGACCUGAAGAUGAAAAUUCAAACCUUGAAUGAACAGGCUGUGCGAAAUGAGACGGCCUUUGCUCAGCUGGCGGAUGCAGCAGAUCAGUCACAGUCAAAGUUACGUGCAGCUGCCCAGGAGAUGCAACAAUCCAGCGAGCGGAUGCGGGAGGACAUGGCAUCCCUGAACCAGCAGACGGAAGCCCUGCAGACUCAGGUUGCUGACCGUUCCGAGCAGCUGCGAAGCGAAACGGAUCAGUUGGCGCAGGAGCUGAGGACGCAACUGGAGAAACGGAAGGUCCAACUGCAGAAGAUGGUCCAAGAUGUGGUGAACGUUGGGGAGUCACUGCAAGGCCUGGUGAGCGACUUUGGCAACCUGCGGAAAGAGUCGGGUACGACCCAAAGUAAGCUUCAAUCAUCCUUGUAUUCAGUGGACCAGAUGCGACGAAUGGCUGCCGCACCGGCCAGCUCCCUGCCAGGUGGCAUCGCUGAAGCCUUGGAGCCUGCCCCGGUGGCACCCAAAGCCACGCCGAAGGGGCCAAAGCAAAAGGUGCAAGGCUCAUUAACGGCCAUCAGUGAAGCAGCCGAGUGGGCCGAAGAGUCCACGGCUGAGACGAGUACGAACGCCGCGGAAGUGGAUGCUGUGUGGGCCGAGGCAGGCUUUGGGGACCUUGGGGACGAGGAUGCACGACCAGAGCAAGGUUCUGCCGCGACUGUGAAAGCGAACGCCGUGGCUGCGGCUUGCGCUGCCCGGAAGGGUGGCCUGGGAAUGAUAUUUCCAGCUUCAAAGGCUUCAAGCCGUGUAGUCCCAAAGCUAGAGACGAAAGGGCCAGCUCGUCUGGAGGAAAAAGUCGCUGAAGAAGUCGAAGUGAAUUCAGCUUCCUCAGAGACCUCGGAAGAGGAAGUGGAGGUGAAACAUGUGUCAAUCCAGCCGAGGCCGCAAGCCUCAGAGGUUGUAGAGCUUCAAGUGGAGGAUGAGGUGGUCAACUCCAAGUCGAGCCUUGGCACUGCGGAUGGGACCCACAGGUUGAAGUCAGCAGAAUCUCCACCACGGGCCGUUGCGGAAGUCAAAUCAGCUUCACCGCCCAAGGUGCGUACGCUCGCUGGACAUGCGCGCUGCGACAUGAUGGAGGAGGCGGUGAAGAAACAUCAGCGAAGUGAAGAGGACAGCGCUCCGCCAAAGUCUGCGUGGAGAAACCUCCCCGCCCUGGCGCGUUCGGAUGCUCAAAGCAGGCACACCGAGGUCAAGAUUCCUGGCAACCUUCCAGAGUCUCAUUCAGGUGAGGAGGACGUGGAAGAGGAAUGGGCUGAGAUCGGAAGAAAAAGCGAAGAACUUGCCAAGCAGGCAAGGGAAAACAAAGGGAAGAUUGCAGUGCAGCAGGAUGUGCUAGCCCAACCAGUCUACUACAAAGAGGUACAUGCCUGGCUGUUGCAGGAGUUUGGCGGCCAAUCCUCUGAUCAAGGUUCCUCAAGCAAGUCAAGUCAAGGCGACUGCAUGGAUAAGGAGUUUGUUCUUCGCUUGAAGGCUACGAAGUUCGACUUCUAUGAUGCGAUGCAUCACCGGAUGCUGCGCACCAUGUACUGCAAGCUGUCGAGAUGCCAGGUAUGCCCACGGGUCGGCAGCCAUUGGGAGGUGCUAGGCUUCCAGGGCAGUGACCCCUUGACGGAUCUGAACCGCUCUGGGGGACUGCUGAAUGUCGUCCAUAUGUUCUUCUUUUUUGCUCACUACUUCGAAAUCUUCAAGUCAGCAUAUCAUCUGUCUCAGGACGUCCAGCAGAACUUCCCCCUGGCCGCCGUGUGUAUCAACAUCACCAAGAUGGUGAUGGAUGCCCUGGUGGCCAACCAACUUUCAAGCCUGGAGGGCUGUGUCUUUGACGCGUCUUCUCGUGCAUUCUGCGGAGGUUUGCACCACUUCUACUGGCAGUGGCGGAGCCAGAAGCGGACCAUAAGGGACACCGAGCUGACAUUCAAGGAGAUUCAAAGUCAUCUCCGACAUCCCAAAGAGUUGCUGGAAUCGCUGGAGGAGGCCGUGUCGAGACACAGCAGACAGACAGCAGAGGUUGAGACCAUUGAGUUUACGGACUUGGCAAACACAGAGGAAACUGCAAGCUGAUGGGCUGCUGAUGCAGGCAUGCUUAGUUUGCUAAAAGGGAGAUCCCAAACUUGAUGUUCAAUGAUUUUCAUUGAUGUUCAAUUAUAUCAUCUGGUAUUGUUCAUCUCCGCAAAUGUAACCAUGAUCCCAGGUGACUUUACUUUCAGGGUGCCUCAGGUUAGCUGUGCCAGGUACCCUACUGAAACGGACAAUGUGGGCCUUGGCUGGUGGAUUUGGGUAACCGAACUCAUGAGUCAAAGUAAAACACCACGGGAUGCUCCCACCGAAAGCUGAGAACAGUGGGUUCCAACGAAUUCCUUCCAAAAUUUGUAGCAUCAUGGGGGAAAUCAAUGGAAAUCACUGACUGCCAGUGGAUUCUGGAGGUUUCAAAAAGAUCCUGCACUG
Molecule: messenger RNA, 5794 nt
Organism: Cladocopium goreaui
Lineage: Eukaryota; Dinophyceae; Suessiales; Symbiodiniaceae
Source: the annotation of a GenBank genome assembly